Messenger RNA from Debaryomyces tyrocola, 918 nucleotides. The record is from the annotation of a GenBank genome assembly. Lineage: Eukaryota; Fungi; Ascomycota; Pichiomycetes; Serinales; Debaryomycetaceae.
AUGGGACAAUCCGGUGAUACGACUAAUAAAAGACAAAAUUCUUUUAUGAGUGGAGCGGCAGACAAAGGUAAAUUAUUACCGCCGAAUUGCACUAGGUACGAAUCCAGUAGCCAGGAUGAUUCUUCAGGUCAUGAAGAAGGCAUUCGAUACCCUGCAGUGAACGAAGAACGUUCUUUAUUGGCACAAUCGAAAAUAAGCUACGAAAAUAGUGGAAAUUCUGUCGCUGAAGGGAGUUUUGAACGAGAAAAAAAUCUUUUAAAAAAUACAAUUAGAAUUCCCAAUAGACACGAAAAUGAUGAUACUGGGUUAGAAAACCGAAUAGUUUUAAAAAAAACAGAUACGACAGUACUAGUCGAAUUGAAAUCAUUACUUUUUUCGUCGGCUCCAUUGGCUAUAACUUUUCUAUUACAAUGUUCACUUUCUUCUAUAUCUGUAUUCGCAGCUGGAAAUUUAGGGACUGUAGAAUUAGCUGCUGUAUCAAUAGGUUCCUUGACGACAAAUAUGACAUGUUACGCUAUUGUUCAAAGUAUUAUUGCGGCUCUAGAUACCUUAUGCCCUCAAGCUUUUGGUGCGAAAAAGUAUCAUCUUGUUGGAACUUAUGUUCAAAAAUGUGUUGCCAUGAACUUUGCUAUUAUGUUACCCAUAUUAUUUAUUUGGUUAUUCUUCGGAUAUGAAAUAAUCAUGGUUUUUCUACCUGACAAUAGAAGCGCUGAGUAUGCAGCAUUGUAUUUACGAUAUAUUGUACUAGGGAUUCCUGCUUACAUUUUGUUUGAAUGUGGUAGGAAAGCUCAAGGAAUUUAUCAUGUUUCAACAGCUGUUUUAUCAUUUGCUGCCCCAUCGAAUCUAGUAAUGAAUUUACUUCUUGUAAAGAUUUUUGGGUUUAUUGGAAUACCGAUUGCGAUAUCAGUUAAUUAUUAG